AUGCUGGGUUGGAUUCCAAGUGACAAUUUACUCAGUACUCUUGCAAUGUUACAUGCACUAUGGUGGUUGCACGAUUCAAUACAUAGUCACCAUGAAGAGGAUGGGGAGGAGGUGGGAGGUAUUACUGGCAAAGAUGUUGACCUCAUCACUGCAAAAAUGAAUGAUGCUGUGUACAUCCCGCCAAAUAAUGACGAAAUGACAGAUGAAGAAAAUAUAGAUGAUGACCUUCUAGAAAAAAAGAAUAACGAUCUACUCGAGAUGAGACGAAGACAGGCAAGGCGAAGGAAGGAUGGACGAACUGAUGACGGAGUGGAGAACGAGGAAUUGGGAUUGGAGGGCCCAGAGAAUGGUGUUGAUCUGCUUUACACGAACGUAUUUCGAAUUUGGUAUGCUGGCUAUCAUGACAAGACCACAGAAGGAAAAGACACAAAGUUCCCCGUUUCUCCACCAUGA
Molecule: messenger RNA, 453 nt
Organism: Gryllus bimaculatus (two-spotted cricket)
Lineage: Eukaryota; Metazoa; Arthropoda; Insecta; Orthoptera; Gryllidae
Source: the annotation of a GenBank genome assembly